CUGUUUUAAUUUUCAUUUCAGGUAAUGAGUCGACGCAGUCAAAGAAUAAUUCAGAGGUAAGAAAUCUGCUUUUACUCAAUAUGUAAGUGUUAGUUGAUAUGCAAAAUUGAGGAAUGUUUUGGACAUCUAUACGUUUGAUAAGACCAUUUUAGGAGUUAAUACUUUGAAUACCUAAUAUUUAGUGGUGGCUUAAUUUGUUAGUAACCAGAAGUUGUGUGGUCUUCUUGAACUGUAAUUUGUUUUUCAAUGUCCUGGGAAGUAACUGGAUGAUAAUGUAUCAUUUUACUAUCAGAAAAUUUGUUUGCCAACUCUUAAUGCGAUGAUAAUAAGUAACAAGUUUGCAAUGCUUUGCAUUUAUUAUUUCAGUUCAUGGCUAUUGUUGUUUCACCUUAUAACCAAUUGUUUAAUUUUCUUGUCAUAAUAUGGCAACCAAUAAAAAAAUUUUAGCAGAAGCUUUAUUAAUCUACCUAAGAAACUCUCCAUUUUUUGCUUGUUUCAGAGAUACAGCUAUAACCAAAUGCAGAAACAUUCCUGGUUUUGAUGAAUCCACCCCGAUCCAAAACAAUACUAUAUGCAUUGAAACAUCUGCACAAUCGUAUGACGCCGAGCCAAAGAAGGAAAAGAAAAUAGAAUCGAGUGAAACCUAUGCACUGGUGAACGUUGCAAAUGAUAUAUCGAACAAUGAUUCUGAUAUUACGCAUCCAGUAAAUGAAGCAGAAAAUUCAUUCAUCGAAAAUCUUGAAACACAUCAGUCGAACUCAAAGCCUAAAAAGAAGAUAAAAUCAAAGUCACGUGACUUAUCGGUGAACGUUGCAAAUGAUAUAUCGAACAAUGAUUCUGAUAUUACGCAUCCAGUAAAUGAAGCAGAAAAUUCAUUCAUCGAAAAUCUUGAAACACAUCAGUCGAACUCAAAGCCUAAAAAGAAGAUAAAAUCAAAGUCACGUGACUUAUCGUAAGUACAAACCUGCAACUUUGUUUUUUAUAAAAAUAGGAAUAAUUUUAAAUUAACUGUAAAGCUUGGAAUAAGUAUGCAAUUUUUCCCUGCCAGGAAAUGUGAUAGUUUCAAGAAUAUACAAUUUUUUUUCUCUUUUUUUUUAUUUCAACAAUGGGCAACCUUGACUUUUUGCCGAUGGAUUCGUUGGAACUCGGUUUCGGGUGUAUCUGAAUAGGAGGAAAACGAUAAGCUGAUAAAAAAUACAUAAAAGAACAGAAAAUACAUUCGGAAUGCUGUAACCUUUGAGACAGGUACACACCUACAUUAAAUUGUGCCAUGUCGAGGAAUUAUUUCUACCGGUUUUUGAAAAGAGUUGAUCCGUUUUCAGCAUUUGCGAACUGAAUUAGUUAGUGCUACGGAGAAAACUAUUUUCUCUUCGCUGCUACGACUCAUUGCUCCGGAGAGAAAUUUUUUCUUUUCGGAGCAAUUAUAGUCUUAGCAGUGGAGAGAAAAUAUUUUUCUCUUUGGCACUAACUAAUUGCCAUGGAAAGAAAACUUUCCUCUCCGGAGCAAUUAGUCUGUGGCAUUACGCAGCAAUUAGGCAUACGCAUUUCGGAGCUUAGCGAGAUUCGCAGGUCAAAAACCGAACGCGAGACUAAAAAUAGGGGAGACGGCGCUAUGCUUGGAGUAUGUCUACAGUUUUGCAGGCGCUUUGCACGAUCAUUUUCUUCACAAAGUUCAAUGUUUCGGAAAUGUACUUCCGGUAGAUGAGGUAGCUUUGUACUGAUCCGGUUACAAUAAUGGAGAACUUUUAGCACUCAUGGAAAGGCAAUUUUCAAGGAACGACUAUGAACACGCUCCUCAUUCUAACUUGUCGUCGCUUGGCUGACAUAAAGGCGUAACAACACUCCGCUUGCUACGGUUGCUUGGUUUCUCUCCGCUGCUACGACUCAUUGCUCCGGAGAGAAAAUUUUUCUUUUCGGAGCAAUUAUAGUCUUAGCAGUGGAGAGAAAAUAUUUUUCUCUUUGGCACUAAGUAAUUGCCAUGGAAA
Bemisia tabaci is the source of this 1985-nucleotide messenger RNA. The record is from RefSeq and is a predicted model, not a curated record. Lineage: Eukaryota; Metazoa; Arthropoda; Insecta; Hemiptera; Aleyrodidae.